Molecule: messenger RNA, 1707 nt
Organism: Ceratitis capitata (Mediterranean fruit fly)
Lineage: Eukaryota; Metazoa; Arthropoda; Insecta; Diptera; Tephritidae
Product: FHA domain-containing protein DDL
Exons: 1
Coding region: 101-1444 (447 amino acids)
Biological process (GO): miRNA processing
Cellular component (GO): nucleus
Molecular function (GO): mRNA binding; protein binding
Source: RefSeq, a predicted model, not a curated record
AUAACAAUUUUCAUUUGCUGUCAAACGUUUAUGUUGAUAGCUGUUUAACAUUCAUCAUAUCAGUUUUACAAAGUAUUUUGUAAAAACUUUAAAUGAAACAAUGUCAAAGUCUAAGAAUGUGUACAGAAAAGGAAGCAGUCUUAAUGAAGAGCAAUCAGAUUGCAGUGAAAGAGAAAUGUACAAUCCCGAUGAAGCUACGCGCCAUCAUGGCCAAAGAAGUUUAAAUGCGUCAAAGGCAAAGAAAGAUCGAUCUGAAAAGAAUUUGAAGCAUAAAGAUUCAAGCAACAGCAGUGACGGAUCAACAUCUGAAAGUGACUCAUCAAAAUCGUCAACAAACUCUAUUCCACACAGAAUUAGCAAAACCACAAUACGCACUGAAUAUAGUAAUAAACGAAAACACAGCGAAGAAAAGGCUAAACGUAGACCAUACAAACUCACACACAAACGUGAUCAUAACGAAAUAAAUGCUGACGAUGAACCAAACGUUUCGAAAUGGGACAGUCCUUUAAUACGAACUCGACCGCGUAGUAGAAGUAGAAGUCGUCCGAGACAUAGGCAGCGUGAAAGGAGUGAGGAACGAAAAACAGUACGUUCAAAAGAAGAUUAUUACGACCGAGGGAAUCGAACACGUAGUAAUUACGGACGGAAUUACAAAGAACAUUACGACAAAAGACGAGAAUACACAUCGAAUGAUUUAUCUGCACGGAGAAAUGAUCGCAAUGAUAAAACGUACAGCAGAUCACAACAUGAUGAUCGUGUAAAACGAGAGCACAAAGAGCGCUCUAGACAAAUGAAUUCACCAAACCGCAAAAACUCACGCGAUAACGAGAGUGGGAGCUAUGAAUGGGGUAGCAAACAUCCAAGUGAUAAACGCGAGAAAGAUCAAAUAAAAGUUGAAUCAAUUGAAAAAGAUAAACCAAACUUUGCGUUAAGUGGUGCUUUACUAGAGGAUACAAAUAAAGUAAAUGGCAUUGUUGUAAAAUACGCUGAGCCGCCAGAGGCACGGAAGCCAAAACGACGUUGGCGUUUGUAUCCCUUUAAAGGUGAAACCGCGCUGCCUACAUUACACAUACAUAGACAAAGCUGUUUCUUGGUUGGACGAGAUCGGAAAGUUGCUGAUUUAGCUGUUGACCAUCCAAGUUGCUCUAAACAGCACGCCGCAUUACAGUACCGGCUAGUGUCCUUUGAGCGAGAUGAUGGCACUCAAGGGAAACGGGUUCGGCUCUAUCUCAUUGAUUUAGAAUCAGCUAAUGGCACAUUUUUAAAUAAUAAAAAGAUUGAUCCUCGAAAAUAUUACGAAUUAAUUGAGAAGGAUGUUAUAAAGUUUGGCUUUAGUACACGCGAAUAUGUACUAUUACAUGAGAAUAGCAAAGAGGAUCAAGAGGACGAUGAUGUAUUUGUUAAGCCGGAGCCAGAAGAUGAGCCAGAGAGCUUGAAUCCCUAAUCUUAUAAACGUUUAUUCCCAAGAAAUGAACAGAGUUCAACUGGUUAAAGUGUAGAUCAAAGCGUGGAAGAUACUUUAGAUAUGAACAAACUCAUAUCUACAUACAUACAAAUGUCUUAAAAAUAUUAUAAAUACCAUGCAUGUAUUUUGGCUUUUUCUCCCUUAAUUAUGCCACACUUAUAAUAUUGUAAACACUUGUUUGGUUAUUUUUAUUAACUCUAGUUUGCUCAUUCAAAUAAAAACAAAAUGCAUAUAUAAUCGUU